AUUAAAUUUUAAUAUGCGGGGAUUCUUAAGCCUUGCUAAAACAAUUAUCUAUUAGUCUUCAAAAACUAAGCCAACUCAAUAAAUUAAAGUUUAAUUUAGAUUGUAUUAUAUUAAAAUUUAUAUAGGGCUAAUCAAUUGUUGGCCUCUCAAUUUAAAUUUUGCUCAUCAAUAGAACUCUUAAGACUGAAUUAUUUAUAGAGCUUAAUGUCAUGCUCCCUUUAAGAAGACCUUGAUGGUAUCAAUUAUUUAAUAUACACAAGAAGAAGAUUUGGAUACAAGCAUUUCGAAAAUAAUUUCUGUGGCUUUGCGCAAGAAUAUUACAAAGAAUCAAAAAAAUUAUAACACCAUUUGAAUAAUUAUUCAAAUCUACAUAAAUAAUCCUUAAC
This is a messenger RNA of Paramecium sonneborni, 386 nucleotides long. NCBI's taxonomy places the organism in Eukaryota, Ciliophora, Oligohymenophorea, Peniculida, Parameciidae. The record is from the annotation of a GenBank genome assembly.